GCAGCCCAUAAUACCUGACAGGACUCUGUGGAGCUCUAUGCAGAGGUGUCUGUUUUGAGCACAGAGCCAAAGGGAGAGGGUGGUGCGGAGCCAUGCACAUUGUCCUAGAACUUCUCCUGCUGGUAGGCAUAAUCAUCUACUCCUACUUGGAGUCGCUGGUAAAGUUUUUCAUUCCCCGGAGAAGAAAAUCUGUGGCCGGACAGACUGUUCUCAUCACUGGGGCUGGGCACGGAAUAGGCAGACUGACUGCGUAUGAAUUUGCAAAGCGGAAAAGCAGACUGGUCCUGUGGGAUAUCAAUAAGCGCGGUGUUGAAGAAACUGCAGCCGAAUGCCGGAAACUGGGGGCCAUUGUGCACGUGUUUGUGGUGGACUGCAGCAACCGGAUGGAGAUUUACAACUCUGUGGAUCAGGUAAAGAAAGAAGUGGGUGAUGUAGAAAUCGUGGUAAACAAUGCCGGGGCAAUAUAUCCAGCUGACCUUCUUAGCACCAAGGAUGAGGAGAUCACCAAAACCUUUGAGGUCAACAUCCUAGGACAUUUUUGGAUCAUAAAAGCACUUCUGCCAUCGAUGCUAAGAAGAAACUCUGGCCACAUUGUCACAGUGGCUUCAGUAUGCGGCCACGGAGUGAUUCCUUAUCUCAUCCCAUAUUGCUCAAGCAAGUUUGCUGCUGUUGGCUUCCACAGAGCGCUGACUGCAGAACUCGAAACCUUGGGGAAAACUGGUAUCAAAACUUCCUGUCUGUGCCCUGUGUUCGUAAAUACUGGCUUCACCAAAAACCCAAGCACAAGGUUGUGGCCUAUUUUAGAGACAGGUGAAGUUGCAAGAAGCCUGAUAGAGGGGAUACUUACCAACAAGAAAAUGAUCUUCGUCCCCUCCUAUAUCAAUGUUUCUCUAGUACUGGAGAAGUUUCUUCCUGAACGUGCCUUAAAAGCUAUAAGUCGUAUACAGAAUAUUCAAUUUGAAGCAAUUGUGGGCCACAAAAUCAAAAUGAAGUGAC
Onychomys torridus (southern grasshopper mouse) is the source of this 996-nucleotide messenger RNA. It is a transcript of the gene Hsd17b13, whose product is annotated as hydroxysteroid 17-beta dehydrogenase 13. Gene Ontology annotation, cellular component: lipid droplet. The record is from RefSeq and is a predicted model, not a curated record. Gene Ontology annotation, molecular function: oxidoreductase activity, acting on the CH-OH group of donors, NAD or NADP as acceptor. NCBI's taxonomy places the organism in Eukaryota, Metazoa, Chordata, Mammalia, Rodentia, Cricetidae. Bases 93 to 995 code for a protein of 300 amino acids. The transcript is spliced from 7 exons.